Triplophysa rosa is the source of this 734-nucleotide messenger RNA. It is a transcript of the gene guca1d, whose product is annotated as guanylate cyclase activator 1d. The record is from RefSeq and is a predicted model, not a curated record. The transcript is spliced from 4 exons. Lineage: Eukaryota; Metazoa; Chordata; Actinopteri; Cypriniformes; Nemacheilidae. Gene Ontology annotation, molecular function: calcium sensitive guanylate cyclase activator activity; calcium ion binding. Bases 162 to 734 code for a protein of 190 amino acids.
UCCUGUCCAUACCUGCGGAGUGCCAGUCUGGAGUUUUCACGCCCGCUGUGCACCUGUACCAAGGAUCGGACAGGGCCAGCUGCCCUAAAGCAACUGCCUGGACCAUCUGUGGAUCAGAAGUUGCGGAAGGGACUGUUUUCUGUCCCUGUGGGUCAACAGGCAUGGGUAACAAUCACGCAACUUUGGAUGACAUCCUGGCUGAGGAUAUGCACCACUGGUAUAACAAAUUCAUGAAGGAGUCUCCGUCAGGCCUGAUCACGCUGUUUGAACUCAAGUCCAUUCUGGGAUUGCAGGGUAUGAAUGAGAAUGCAAACAGUUACGUGGACCAGGUGUUCUUCACAUUCGACAUGGAUGGGGAUGGGUAUAUAGAUUUUGUGGAAUAUAUUGCUGCCGUUAGCUUGAUGCUAAAAGGGGAAAUCAACCAGAAACUCAAGUGGUACUUCAAACUUUUUGACCAGGAUGGCAAUGGAAAAAUUGACAAGGAAGAAUUGGAGACUAUAUUCACGGCAAUACAAGACAUUACAAGAAACCGUGACAUUGAGCCUGAAGAGGUGGUGACUCUCAUUUAUGAAAAGAUUGACGUCAAUGGGGAGGGUGAACUGACGCUUGAAGAGUUCAUCGAAGGAGCUAAAGAACAUCCUGAUAUUAUGGAAAUGCUGAAGAAACUGAUGGACCUUACUCCAGUCUUAGUUAUCAUUGUUGACGGUCGAAAGAUGCCAACCAGGGAAGGUUAA